Messenger RNA from Verruconis gallopava, 2433 nucleotides. RefSeq lists its product as uncharacterized. The transcript has a single exon. Lineage: Eukaryota; Fungi; Ascomycota; Dothideomycetes; Venturiales; Sympoventuriaceae. The record is from RefSeq and is a predicted model, not a curated record. The coding region runs from base 625 to 1821 and encodes 398 amino acids.
GGUCUGUCUUUGCUGCUGCGUCGACUGCUGCCUACUUCCGCCUACUUAUCAUCAGCGAGUCCGACUCCUCGUUUGACUCGGCUCGUUGCUGAUCCCAAUUCGUGCGACACGACUGCUCUUCCGCUCCUUUCGCUCGUCUUUUGCUGUCCCUCGUUCACCGACACUCGUUGCCGUAUACGCGGCUCCAUUACGUAGUGGCUGUUUGACCACAUUCCCGCUCCUCCCGCACCAACCCAAAAGGAAAAAAAAAAAAAAAUCCAAGCCCACCGAAGAUCCUCUCUCCAUCUUUUUUCACGCUGCUGUGAAGAAGCGAAGUUUGACCAGCCUUUUCGAUGCUUGCAGGCACAGAACCUCUGGUCUGAGGCCGCGCGAGCUGGUGUUGGAAUCGCGCCCGCUGCUUUCCUGUCUGCUUCGACUCACUGAAGCCUUCUUGGUUUUCCCCUCACGCAUUCCGUACGCAAAACUUGCAACAUCCGCGCUUCUACGGGCCCCGUCGUUCCUAGCUACGUCUUACGUCGCCGCCCACGCCAAACUCACCUUACGUCUUCGGCUAUUUUUCCCACCCCGCUAGACGCCUGUCCCUUACGUCCGUUUCCGGAUUCUGCAUCUUUCAUCCACAAUACCAUGGACCAGGACGACUCUUGCUCCACGUCCAUAAUGUCGUCCACUUCAAAUCAGUCACGGCCCUUCCUGUCCCGCCAGCGAAGCAACUCUGUUCCAGCAUUUGGUCUGGUGAACGUGUCUGCCGAAGAGGCAGGAAUGAUCUUUUCCGCCGCAGAACGCGCGACCGCCCGGCGCAAGAGGCCUCUGUCCGUCGACAGUCCUGGCCCGGUUGUCGAGAAGGACUAUGACCCGUCCUCGCUACCAGCAACGACAUUCAACUUCAGUACGCCGUCGCGUCUCGGACUAGGAGCUUCACCUCUUCGAAAUGUGCAACGUAGCGAGUCGGUUCGCACCCUGCAGUCGGACUCGAGCUCAGCUACGUUGACGACAAACGGCAACGAAGACGAAAUCGAGCCAACACCGCUCGCCUCGACUUUUCCUGCGUCUGCAGCAGAACCGACCAAUUUCAGUCUUCCAAGUUCGCAGUCGUCACGACGGAUGGUCGACAAUCCGGUUCUCAAGGCUUAUGCUGAUGGCCUGUUCAGAUUCACCCAGAACAGGCUUAACAGUGCAGCACCCGAGACUUUGCGCACCCUAGGCCUGAGAAGAGAUCCGUCAUUGCCCUCGACUCCGGACCUCGAUGUGAACGAGUUGCCGAGGCCGACCAGGCCCGUGUUUCGCAGCCAAUUCUCGGAUUGGAGCUCUACUCGCGCCAGCAGCGUCGCUCAGCCAUCGUCUCCCUCCACCCCGUCUGAGCCUCUGACCCCGUCAGACGAACAUAGCAACCUCAUGACGCCCGACUCCUUCUUUGCCGAGAUCACCCCCAGGGUUGCGCAGACGGCGCAAUGGGCUGCGUCGCUCUCCUUGUCACGCACUUCAAGCAACAAUGGAAACGGCUCUACUUUCCUGAUGGACUCUCCUACCAUCGGUAUGGCUAAUCUCGAGCGGACAGACUCCGUGACUAGUUCAGAGGCAUUCUCCUACUUUGCAGGCUUUGACAGCGUAUCAGAAGCUGCUGGCACCAGACUUUCGAACGACAUGUCCCCGUAUGGCCAGCACUUGAGGACACCGAGCUCAAACUUUCUGUCAAGGAGUCAACCAAGCUCGUCGGCGUCAAAUCAUCCACCAUACAACCUGCACCAACAGGCUCAGUCGCCAUAUGGCGAGAUGAAAAGUCUGUCGCGGACUCCAAGCUGGCAGGUCCCUGCCCUAGGCUGAAUCAAGCAACUAGCAGCCGCGCUUUUUUUUUGAUUCUUCUAUCUUGUCAUUUCAUACAGUAACACUUGUUCGCAAAGUCUGGAAGGAAUACACAGUCUGCGCAUUGGAACACGGAGAGUUCGUUUUUAAGGAGAAAAUUUGGCCUUGUUUUUCUUUUUGGUCCUGACUGAUAUACCCCGAGAAGCGCGACCUCUCUCAUCUUGUUUUGAACUUUCCUGUUCCGCGAGCUUUACAGGCUUGAGGGAUGGGAAAUGCACAGUCUGGCAUAACGACCUUAUCUUUUUUUAAAAAAAAUCCUUUCUUAGCACGUACAUACGAAGAUUAUGAUUUGCCUCAGUUGCUUCUUUACUCUUCUAGGCGGGGACGGUGCAGGACAUCGUUCUCGCGCUCAGUUUACUGCCAGUUUGAGCUGGAGAUAACAUCUACGCUUUCAGGCUUCAGAGGAUGCUCUCUGCAUCCAUCCGCACUCACAAACACGGUGUUGUAAUUCUAAGUUCAUAAUUGGCUCCUGCUGAGUGUUACUUUUUCCUGUAUUUCUCUCUCCCUUCGAUAGUUGAAACGACGUAUAUUUAAUCACAGUUUGUAAAACAAAUAUGCAAACGAACAAACAAA